AAAAUAAGUCGUUUCUGUCGAGUGCGGUCUUCUCCUCCCUUGUCUGUCUGAUGUGUUUUUAGAGCUCUAUUUUAAUCGGAACUACUCUGACAAAGCCAGACACGGAGCAUUCAGCAACAAACUGUCGAAUAUUUGGUAGGAUUUAGACACCGCAGCUGGGUUUUUUCCAUUUAGGAUAUUUCGACGACUCUCGCCGUUAUGGGCGUUCUUUGUUUUGUGGCCGAUAAGAAAAUAUUUUCAUGGUGGCCGCUGCUUCUCUGCAUCUGUGUCGCAGGAAUGGCUGUCGGUCAGGUCCGUUAUUCUAUACCUGAGGAGAUGACAACGGGCUCGGUUGUCGGGAGCAUCAUUCAGGAUUUAGGCUUGGAUAUUAAGCGACUGAAAUCUGGGCGGGCUCGGAUAUUUACCGAGGAUGGCAGUGAGUACAUCGGUCUGAAUGCAGAUAAAGGGACUUUGGUCGUGGCUAAAAGGAUAGACAGAGAAGAAUUGUGCAAGCAAGUGUCUCCCUGCUCUCUUCAUUUCCAAAUAAUUCUAGAAAAUCCAAUGGAGCUGCACAGAAUUGAUGUAGAAAUUACAGAUAUUAACGACAACGCUCCGUUUUUUUCCAAGAAGGAAUAUAAUUUUCAGGUUAGUGAAUCUGCCUCACCAGGGGCUCGUUAUUCGCUUGAGAGUGCCAAAGAUCCUGAUGUGGCGCAUAACACAAUUCAAACAUACAAACUCAACCCUACAGAUAAUUUCAAAUUGAAUGUUGUAUCUCGGUCUGAUGGAACAAAAUACAUUGAAAUGGUUCUCCACACCUCACUUGACAGAGAAAACCAAGAAGAGCAUAAAUUAACUUUGACAGCAUUUGAUGGUGGUGAUCCUCAGAAAUCUGGUUCUGUUAAAAUUAAUGUAAUUGUUCUAGAUGCAAAUGAUAACGCGCCAGUGUUUAGUCAGUCUGUUUACAGGGUGGCAGUUCCUGAAAACGCAUUGAAGGGCACUGUUAUAUUAACAGUCAGUGCCACUGAUAAUGACAAGGGAGGAAACGAGGAGGUAGUGUAUUCGUUCUCUCACCACACUGAUGGUGCAUCAUCCCUGUUUAACAUGGAUCCAAAAACUGGGGAAAUUACUGUAAAUGGUGUUUUAGAUUAUGAAAAGAUCAAACACUAUGAAAUAGACAUUGAAGCCACAGACAAAGGGGGACUAACAGACACAAGUAAGAUUCUAAUUGAGGUGUCCGACCUAAAUGAUAAUGCUCCUGUGAUAAGCAUAAUUUCCCUCUCCAAUCCCAUACCAGAGGAUUCAGCUGUAAAUACUGUCAUAGCAAUGCUCAAUGUCAAAGAUUUGGACUCUGGUAAAAAUAGCCAGGUUCGGUGUUUUAUAAGCCCAGAUUUACCUUUCAAAAUCAAAUCAUCAACUGCUAAUUUUUAUAGCCUCAUAUCUGAUGAUGUUUUGGACCGGGAAACUGUACCAGAAUAUAACAUAACAAUAACAGCUAUGGAUGAGGGUUCCCCUCCUUAUUCCACAAACAAGACUAUUAAUUUGAGAAUAGCGGACGUGAAUGACCAUGCCCCAGUGUUCACACAAAAUGUCUUGACAGCCUUCAUCACUGAAAAUAAUUCACCUGGCAUGUCAGUCCUCUCUGUCAAAGCCAGUGACAGGGACUUUGGGAGCAAUGCACGCAUCUCCUAUUUUCUUGAAGAUCGCCAACUGAAUGGAAUGUCAGCCUCAGCUUAUUUUUCAGUGAAUGCAGAGAGUGGAGAGAUACUUGCUGUGCGUUCCUUUGACUAUGAGCAAACAAAAGAUUUCCAUAUUCAAGUCAAGGCGCAGGAUGGAGGCUCUCCUCCACUCAGCAGCAAUGUGACAGUGAAAAUGAUGAUCCAGGACCAGAACGACAACCCUCCUCAGGUUCUGUAUCCAGUCCAGACGGGUGGCUCUGUGGUGGCUGAAAUGGUGCCUCGUUCAGCAGAUGUGGGCUAUCUGGUGACCAAAGUGGUGGCUGUUGAUGUGGACUCUGGACAGAAUGCGUGGCUGUCCUAUAAACUACAGAAAGCCACAGACAGGGCUCUGUUUGAAGUGGGCUCCCAGAAUGGAGAGAUCCGAACCAUCCGCCAAGUGAAUGAUAAAGAUGCAGUGAAACAGAGACUGAGUGUUAUAGUGGAGGACAACGGGCAGCCCUCUCGUUCAGCUACAGUGAUUGUGAACGUGGCGGUGGCGGACAGCUUCCCUGAAGUUCUGUCGGAGUUCAGUGAGUUUCCACACGACAAGGAGUACAAUGACAACCUGACUUUUUACCUCGUGCUGGCUCUGGCUGUGGUUUCCUUCCUGUUCAUCACGUGUUUGGUGGUUAUCAUCUCAGUGAAAAUCUACAGAUGGAGACACGAGCGCUUCCUGUAUUAUAUCCUCUGCACCACUCUGCUGCAGAGGAAGAAAGACACAGAGAGAAAGGGAGAGGAAGAUAGCUCAAUUUAUAAAACUAGCGAGAAGGCUGAGCUUAUUCCCCUCGCCCUGCUCAGUGACAGCGUGCAGACAGACAGCCUCCUCAGCAGCUUGCAGCAGCAGCAGUUGGCCGCCUGUGUGGCGCUGUCCACACUGGUGGUGCUGAAACCAGCUCCGCUGCUCUCCCCCUCCUCUCGCUAUAUGGGAUUCAUGGAACGAGGAAUAAUGUGGAAUAAACUGCGGACAUGGCAGGUGUUUUUGUGGUUGUAUCAUUUCUUCCUAUUGUGGAGUACAAUAGACGGACAGACUCGCUACAGCAUCCCGGAGGAGCUGAAACAGGGCUCUGUGGUAGGAAAUCUCGCCAAAGAUUUGGGUUUGGUUGUAUCUGAACUGUAUCGGCGUAAAUUGCGGAUUACAUCGGAAGCUGGUAAGCAGUAUUUUAGUGUGGACUUGGGCAAGGGAGAACUGGUGGUGAUAGACAGGAUAGAUAGGGAGGAACUGUGUGCGCAAAAACCGUCGUGUUUGCUGCCUUUAGAACUAGUUAUAGAUAACCCCCUACAGCUGCACAGAGUGGAAAUUGAAAUACAGGACACAAACGAUAAUUCUCCUAGCUUUCUUACGAAAGAGAAGGUGGUGAAAAUUGCAGAGCUGGUAAAUCCAGGCGCUCGAUUUCCGUUAGAAAGUGCCCAAGAUCCUGAUGUUGGCAUUAAUUCCGUGCGCUCUUAUCUUAUAAGCAAAAAUGACAAUUUUAAACUGACGGUUAAAAACCACAAAGACGGAAGAAAAAUCCCUGAGCUGGUUCUUGAAAAACCGCUUGAUAGAGAAAAACUGCCUGUGCACAACCUCAUCCUCACUGCUGUAGACGGUGGAGAUCCUGUGCGCUCAGGGACAUCGGAAAUUACAGUUGUAGUACUUGAUAUCAAUGACAAUGCGCCGCAGUUUGAAAGACAAGUGUACGAGACUAAUGUAAGCGAAAAUGCAAGACCUGGAACUGAAAUAUUGCAUGUUAAAGCCACAGAUGCAGACGAAGGACUAAAUGGAGAAAUUGAGUAUUUUUUUGCAGAGCAAACUACCGAUCUGAUUUUAUCAUUAUUUGAUAUUGAACCUUCUAGUGGAACUAUUGUCGUUAAAGGAAUGUUAGACCAUGAAACAAACUCUUUGCAUCGAUUUGAUGUAACUGCUAAAGACAAAGGCAAUCCUGAGAUGGAUGGACAUUGUGGCGUUGAAAUCAAAAUAGUUGACAUAAACGACAACAAUCCUGAAAUAAUUGUUACGUCUUUAACAACACCUGUCCCAGAAGAUUCUGCAAUUGGAACAGUUAUUGCAUUGAUAAGCGCAAAAGACCCAGAUUCAGGCGACAAUGGCAAAGUUACAUUAAGCCUAUCUCCUAAAUCUCCGUUUAAGUUAAAUCCAUCUGUCUCAAACCAUUACUCAUUAGUGACGAAUGGGCCACUUGACCGUGAAAAAAAUGACCGCUAUAGUGUGAAGAUAAGUGCCACUGAUUCUGGAAAACCCCCACUGACGAGUGAAAAAGUCAUACUUGUUGAGUUGUUAGAUGUAAAUGACAACCCACCAGUCUUCUCCCAGCCCUCUUAUGUCGUUUAUGUUAAAGAGAAUCACGCUCCUGGGAAUAUUUUGUGCUCUGUGUCUGCAACUGAUCCUGAUGCGGGUGACAACGCCAAGAUUUCGUACUCUAUCCUGGACUCUAAGGUGCAGGACGUUUCUGUCUCCUCUUAUGUUUACAUCAACUCAGAUAACGGCAGCAUCUACAGCAUGCACUCGUUCGACUACGAGAAGCUGAAGGUGUUUCAGAUUCAGGUUCAGGCAAAGGACCAGGGCUCUCCGUCUCUGAGCAGCAACGCCACUGUCCAUGUUUUCAUCCUGGACCAGAAC
Messenger RNA from Stegastes partitus (bicolor damselfish), 4308 nucleotides. RefSeq names its product protocadherin beta-15-like. The transcript is spliced from 5 exons. Gene Ontology annotation, cellular component: plasma membrane. Gene Ontology annotation, molecular function: calcium ion binding. NCBI's taxonomy places the organism in Eukaryota, Metazoa, Chordata, Actinopteri, Pomacentridae. Gene Ontology annotation, biological process: homophilic cell-cell adhesion. The annotation marks the transcript as partial. The record is from RefSeq and is a predicted model, not a curated record.